This is a messenger RNA of Monopterus albus (swamp eel), 4282 nucleotides long. It is a transcript of the gene efr3a, whose product is annotated as EFR3 homolog A (S. cerevisiae). The transcript is spliced from 24 exons. Gene Ontology annotation, biological process: protein localization to plasma membrane. Lineage: Eukaryota; Metazoa; Chordata; Actinopteri; Synbranchiformes; Synbranchidae. Gene Ontology annotation, cellular component: plasma membrane. Bases 245 to 2707 code for a protein of 820 amino acids. The record is from RefSeq and is a predicted model, not a curated record.
GCAUAUGUUGCCCCGGAGCGGGGGAGGGGCUGGAGCUGCUCUGCCGCAGCACACACACUUCCGUAUUGCCUGUCACCGUAAAGCAGGAAGCAGUGUGGUAACGUGUGGGAAUUAAUCUGUGCUGUUGCUGCUGCAUAUCUACAGAGUCGCCGCUCCGAUGCCAGGUGAGAGGAAGCAGCAGGAGAAGCUACAUGGAGGCUAACUAACCCAGAAUACAGAGGAACUGCGGUACACAAGCAGCACAAUGCCAGCCGGGGUUUGUGGCUGCUGUGGGCCACUGAGGCCAAGGUACAAACGCCUGGUGGACAACAUCUUUCCUGAGGAUCCCAAAGAUGGCCUCAGCAAAUCCGACAUGGAGAAGCUGACCUUCUACGCCGUGUCAGCUCCGGAGAAGCUGGACAGGAUCGGAGCUUACCUGGCCGAGAGACUGAGCAGAGAUGUGGUGCGGCAUCGCUCUGGGUAUGUGGUCAUAGCCAUGGAGGCUCUGGACCAGCUGCUGAUGGCCUGUCACUCUCAGAGCAUCAAACCCUUCGUGGAGAGCUUCCUGCACAUGGUGGCCAAGCUGCUGGAGUCCAGAGAACCAGACCUGCAGGUCCUGGGGACCAACUCGUUUGUGAAAUUUGCCAACAUUGAGGAGGACACGCCGUCCUACCAUCGCCGCUAUGACUUUUUUGUGUCCCAGUUCAGCGCCAUGUGCCACUCUACUCAUGAGGAUCCAGAGACCAGAAAAAGGAUCCGUGUGGCGGGGAUUAAAGGCCUGCAGGGCGUGGUGAGGAAGACGGUGAACGACGAGCUGCAGGCCAUCAUCUGGGAGCCUCAGCACAUGGACAAACUGAUCCCAUCCAUGCUGUUCAACAUGCAGGACAGUGAAGACCUGGACAGGGUGGGGCACCCCAGCACACCAUCAGGGGUGGGUCAGGACGGGGAGGAGAACCCAGCAGCGCUGGCUGAGAGCUGCUUCAGAGAGCUGCUGGGCAGAGCAGCCUACGGCAACAUGAACAACGCUGUCCGGCCCAUCUUAGUUCACCUGGAUAAUCAUCACUUGUGGGACCCAAAUGAGUUUGCAGUUUCCUGCUUCAGAAUCAUCAUGUACUCCAUCCAGGCCCAGCACUCCCACCAUGUCAUCCAGCAGGUUCUCAACCACCUGGACACUAACAACAAGAACACGCCACGGGUCAGAGCCGGCAUCGUCCAGGUCCUUCUGGAGACGGUGGCCAUCGCCGCCAAAGGAUCAGUGGGUCCAACCGUGCUGGAGGUGUUCAACACUCUGCUCAAACACCUGAGGAUGAGUGUGGACUUUGAGCUUGGCGAGAGCUCGAGGAGAAACUCCAGCGCCAGUGUUUCAUCCGGCCGCGGCAAGGAGAGCGAAGAGCGGAUUGUCCAGAAUGCCAUCAUUCAGACCAUCGGCUUCUUCGGUGGAAACCUGCCAGACUACCAGCGAGCUGAAGUCAUGAUGUUCAUCAUGGGCAAGGUGCCAGUGUACGGUACCCCGUGCCACACCUUGGACACCGCCAAGAUUGGGCACAAGGGCACCAAGAGGAUCCAGACCAUGUUGCUGAGCUCCCUCAUCAUGGUAACCUCAGGCUUCAAGUCCAAGUCCAUGGCAGCUGCGUUGCCUCCUCCCUUCCUGGACCCGCUCUUCUCCGUCUCCCUGAUGGAGGACAGUGAGCUGAGGCAACUGGUGCUCGAAAUCCUGCACAACAUCAUUGAUCGCCAUGACAACCGCGCCAAACUACGUGGAAUCAGAAUCAUUCCUAACGUUGCAGCCCUGAAGAUAAAAAGAGAGAAGAUUUCCAAGCAGGAUGUCGCCUUCAUGAAGAAGCACGGCCAGCAGCUCUACCGCCACAUCUACCUGGGCUGUAAAGAAGAGGAUAACGUCCACAAGAACUUUGAGCUGCUCUUCACCACCCUGGCCAUUCUGACUAUUGAGCUGGCCAACGAGGAAGUGGUCAUCGACCUCAUCCGGCUCGCCAUCGCUAUUCAGGAGAUGGCCCUGACUAAUGAGGAGAACAUGCCCAUGUUUAAUCGCUGUGGCAUCAUGGCGCUGGUGGCGGCGUACCUCAACUUCCUGAGCCAGAUGAUCGCCAACCUUCCAUUCUGUCAGCAUGUCAGCAAGGUUAUUGAGCUGAGGAACAUGGAUGCUCCGUAUCUGCUCCCAGAGCACAUCUUCAGAGACAAGUGUCCACUCCCUGACUCUCUGGACAAGGAGGACAGGCAGCUGUACUUCCAGACAUCCGACAUGGCGGAGUGUCUGGCAGGGCCGGGAUACAACGCGGAGAGGCUCUCCAUCCCCUACAUCCCGCAGGUCACAGAUGAAGACCGUCUGACCAGGAGGAAGAGUUUCGUGGACACCAUCUCCCUCCAAGUGGACAUCAUGUCCAACAGCCUUCCAGACAAGUCUCAGCUGGCCGAGGAGAUCACAUUUGAGACCCUGAAGAAGGCCAUCGAUACCACUGGUCUGGAGGAGCAGGAGCGGGAGAAGAGGCGUCAGGUGAUGGAGAAGUUCCAGAAAGCUCCGUUCGAGGAGAUUGCUGCCCACUGCGAGUCCAAGGCCAACAUGCUGCAUGACCGGCUGGCGCAAAUCUUUGAGCUUACAAUUCGGCCUCCACCCAGUCCGUCCGGAGUGGUCUCCCUGUCAGCGGGGCACACACAGCACCAGUCCGUCCCCGUCUACGAGAUGAAGUUUCCAGACCUGUGUGUCUACUGAACAUUACACACAACACAGUCGAAACACAAAAUGCUGAAAAUGAGGACGCGAUCACAAUCAGUACUCUGCAUUUCCUCUGUUCACAACAACGACGCUACCAGGAAGAUGAAAUGCAGCAAAGCAGGCGGAGAGCGGAGCUACCUGUUUGUCUCCUGUGAAAACCCAGAGGCCACACAGUUUAUUUCCACUUAGUUUGAGCCUCAGAAGUGGAAACUUUACAUUUAAAUCCAAACCACCUCCACGAGCCCGUCUCUCCUGCUCCUGUUUUCAAUGCUUUGAUCCUCAAUUCAUCUUAAACCAGACCAGCAUUAACCCCACCAGCUCUAAACCACCCGCUUUGCUGCACUUUACUUUCUGACUUGUUUCUGAAACUAAACACAACUCGAGUCAUGAAGAACAAAACAUCUCCUCUGAGGUCUGAGUGUGCCUCUAAUCCAGUCGGUCACAUCUGGUCCAGCCAAAGCUUUGCACCAUGUACAUACAUUUAAACUGUUGUGGGAGCAGCUACAGUGGGUCCUGCCUCCCCACUACCCUGUCAGCGCAGUCACUCAUCAGUAGGUAUGUACAGUAAAUUAGAGAAGCUGACACAUCCUCACGAUGUUUAGGGCUCACUGCUGCACGACUUCUCCAGCCUGCUCAGUCUGCACAUCAGCAGCGACCUCAGCAGCCAGUUGGGUUCACAGGGAGAGGAAGCGAAGGCAAUACUUAGAUUUUAACGUUAUGACCUGCUUGGCCAAGAGCCUGAAGAGACGAGCCAAAAGACAAAACUCAUCGCUGGUGAUUGAUUCAAAUGUUGUAGAGCUCAGCAGCAUCUGUCAUGGAGUAACCUCAGCGCAGGUCAGGGACACUGGCUUGGACCAUGAUUGUUGAAUUUCAAGUUGAAGGUGACGUUAGAGAAGCAGGAUGAUUUGACAGGAGCCACACAUUGAUGUAAACAUGCUGGGUGUAUUCAUGCUGUGCUGUUUCAAGUGACCAUAAAGUCACGGUUCUAGAAAUCAGCAGGACGCAGAAUCCUUCACGCCAGCUGUGAUCUGUAAUAAGAGACGGCUGCCAGUAGUUCCUCUGAUCUGAGUUCAGUGUAGGAAGAGAAAUCCCUCCAGCUGAAGGCAGACACAGGUCUCAGGUCAGUUACAGUUUCCCGUCUGUUUUGUUUGCAUGUUUCUUCAAAACAUUAAAACUAUGAGGUUGUUGUCGGGGUUCACCGGCUCUUGUGUCGGACAGUCAGGUGGUAAUGGACAAAUAAAAUGCACAACCAAAUGAAAGAGAUGAGGAAGUGUGAUGGCUGUGUUCUACAUGGUGGUGUGUGUUUCAGGUGAUCUCGUAUGUUGAACGCUGUUGAGCGCAGGUUGUGUUCCUGAACAAGGAAGGACAAGGAAAAACAAGGAAGGCUGGCUGAGCGUUUGAAAUCCCCAACAUGAGCCUGAUCAGUUAGAACUCGUCUCCUCAGCAGACAGUUGGCCAAGCAGCUUGUGACUCCAUUUCCACCUGGUUUCUGUAUCUGGGUAUCAGUAAGAAUACACGUUGAUGCACUGGGAGCUGGACGCAGAGACCACAUGUCAGCCAGGGGGAAAUGAC